AUGGUUUUGUCAGUCACGGAGAAACUUUAUCUGCACGAAAGUCUAGUGAGCAAUCCGCCAGCUCGUCCCGACGGUAGAAGCGCAGAUCAGUUCAGACCAAUUGAGAUCUUCACAGAUUUCUUGCCAACAUCCAAUGGGUCUUCUAAGAUUGUAGCCAGUGACGGUACUGAAUGUAUUGUGAGUGCUAAAUGCAAGGUGGUGGACCACACCUUGGAGGAGGAUUUGAUAGAAGUGGAUGUCGAUAUCGCUGGCCAUCGAGACGAUUCGCCACUCGUCCAGGGAACGCUUUCUGUUUUGAACCGGGUGCUGCUUUCGCAAAUCGAUCGGGGAUCGCUGCGGCUCACGAAAAAAUACAGUUUUAAGCUUUACAUCGACGUCCUGGUGCUUUCAAGCUAUUCUCAUCCACUAACCUUGAUUUCGUUUGCCAUCUACUCCGCACUCAACUCCACUUUGUUGCCUACCUUAAUUUCAAGCGACGAUGACUUAGAUGUGGCGGAACUGCCGACUUUUCACGACUAUGACUUGACCAAAUUAACCAUUAAGGUACCUGUGCUGUUCACAGUCGCCGUUUGUGGCAAAAAUGUCAUUGUCGACCCUGCCUCAAGUGAAAGCGAUGUCGCUAACAAUGGUAUUUUAGUAACAUGGUAUGAUGGCAAGGUAACAGCACCCGUUAGGACACUUGGUCUGAAUGAGGAUUACGUAUCGGGUAUAACGCCGCAGAGCCUCGCGGACGGUCUCAAACUGAUUGAAGACAUUGCACCAAAAGUGGUGAAAGCUCUAGACAGCUAA
This is a messenger RNA of Lachancea dasiensis, 789 nucleotides long. The record is from the annotation of a GenBank genome assembly. NCBI's taxonomy places the organism in Eukaryota, Fungi, Ascomycota, Saccharomycetes, Saccharomycetales, Saccharomycetaceae.